UUCCAGUACUGUGUUGAAUAGGAGAGGAGGCUUAUCGGGAGGAGCAGCUGAUUAACCGGCUGAUGCGGCAGUCCCAGCAGGAGCGCAGGAUCGCCGUGCAGCUCAUGCACGUUCGGCAUGAAAAGGAAGUUUUGUGGCAAAACAGAAUUUUCAGAGAAAAACAAUAUGAGGAAAGACGACUUAAAGAUUUCCAGGAUGCUCUUGAUCGAGAAGCGGCUUUGGCAAAACUAGCCAAGAUUGAUUCUGAAGAACAAGCCCUCAGAGAGAAGGAAGUUCAUGAACAGAUUGCUGUGGAAAGAGCUCAAGCUCGUUACCAAAAGCAUUAUUCAAUGUGUGCCGAAAUUUUGGAUCAAAUACUUGAUUUGUCCACUAAAGUGGCAGACUAUCGAAUGUUGACAAAUAAUCUGAUUCCGCAUAAGUUGAUGCGUGAUUGGAAGGAACUGUUUUUUAAUGGAAAGCCCAUAUAUGACCAAGCCUCUAUUAAGCAUCUAUCAGCUAAGCCCUCUGUGGAACAACUUAUAGAACUGGAGAAAAGAGACUUCCUAGACAGCAAUGAUUAUGAUGACUAUAAGAACAUGGUUGGAGAGUGGGCCUUACCAGAAGAAAUGGUUGAUAGUUUACCACCUUCCAACAAUUGCAUAUUGGGCCAUGUAAUUCGCAGACUAGUUGAAAAAUCUCUUCCUCCUCAAGUUGAAUCAGCAGAACCUGAAUUACCUUCAUUUGCCAUUAAAGGAUGCUUAUUGGGGAAAACAUUUAGUGGAAAAACUACUGCUGUAAAGUUUCUACAAAAAGAUUUUCCUAUUCAGAUACUUUCUAUUGACACUCUUGUCCAAGAAGCUAUCCAAGCAUUUCAUGACAAUGAAAAAAUCACAGAGGCCCUACCAAUUCAGAAUGAACCCGAAGAAAAGGCUUCUCUAGUUCUGCAAGAGAAAGCUAAAGAAAGUCAGGAUCUGCAGAAUGUGUUUUCAGCUGCUCCAUUUCCACUUGAAACAUUAACAGAAACAGAAGAUAAAACUAUGCUUAGUGCUGAGACUAAUAAAACACCAAAAUCUGAAGAAGUCAAAUCAAGUGAUAGUUUCUCUGAGCUCACUGUGCGUGCUCAGCUUGGUGCAAAGUCAGAACAGUUGCUGAAGAAAGGAAAGAGCAUUUCUGACAUGUUGCUAGUUAGCAUCAUGGUAAAUGCUAUUAAUCAGAUACCUUUGGAUCAAGGCUGGGUCCUCGAUGGUUUUCCAAUGACACUAAACCAAGCAAAGCUUCUGGAGGAAGCUCUCACCGGCUACGACAGAAACCUCAUAGAACUGGAGGAAAAGAAAAAACAAAUAUCCACAUUGGCUGUUGAUCCUACAGCUUCCAAAGAAGUGCCUCCUCCCCCUUCUGCAUUUGAUUUCGUCAUGUUAUUAGACAUUUCAGACAAUUCUUCACUAGAUCGUAUGAAUGACAUCAUGGCUGAAGCACUUUCAAGUGAGACUCCUCGUGAAGAUAUCAAUCAGCGUGUAGCUGCUAAAAACCAAGAUAUGGAUGAGGACCAGAAUUUAAGAGACCAAAUACACCAUAGAAUUGUAGGCUUCUUGGACAACUGGCCUUUAUUGGAGCAAUGGUAUACAGAGCCAGAAAAUAUUUUGAUAAAAAUCAAUGCUGAAGUAGAUAAAGAGUCUUUAUGCCAAAAAGUAAAGGAAAUGUUUAUGACUGAAAUAAUGAAAAAAGAGAAUAAAGUUAAAAAGAAGUUAGAAGAAAAGGAAGCUGAGAAAAAAGAAGUUUCCCUGACUGAGCCUUCUUCUCCUGCUGCUCCUCCCCCUCCUCCUCCUGAACCAGAAAGAGAGAAGGAAAUCCACCCUCAGCAAGAGCGUUCAAAAACUCCGGCAAAAGGAAAACCACCAUCAGAAUCCCCGCAUGGUAAGCAAGAAUCUUCUCAGGAAGGAAAAGGGAAGAAAGGUGAAGCUUCACUCAAAAGAAAAGGUUCUAAAGGAAAAUCUGCAGGAGGGAAAGUACCAGUAAAGAAAUCACCUGCUGAGUCUACAAAUACGUCACCUACUCCAGUAGGUCCGCCACCACCUAAGCCUGGAUCAGAAGAAUGGGUCUAUGUGGAUGAACCAAUUGCUGAGGAAAUACCUUCAUUUUUAGUACCUUACUGGGAACUAAUAGAAAGUUCCUACAUAGACUCCAUCAAAAAAGUACUCAGGCAUCUACGAGAAGACCGGCAUACUGUGCUUGCCUACUUAUAUGACAUUAGAACAGGUUUCCAGCAGUUUCUAAGGCGUCCAGAUCACAAGCAAAAUUUUGUAUCUCAAUGGCAGACUGAUUUCAACUCUCUUCCUGAUGACCUGUGGGAUGAUGAGGAAACAAAGGCUGAGCUACACCAAAGACUGAAUGAUUUACGAGACCGCCUGUGGGACAUUUGUGAUGCCCAGAAGGAAGAGGCCGAGCAGGAGCGUCUGGAUAUCAUAAAUGAGAGCUGGUUGCAGGAUUCCAUGGGAAUAACGAUGAACCAUUUCUUCUCACUGAUGCAGGCAGAACUGAACCGUUUCCAAGAUACAAAGAGACUCCUUCAAGAUUAUUACAGGGGAAUGGAAUGCAAAAUCCCAACAGAUGACAAUAAGAAAUUUACCAGAGUCCCAUUGGUCCAACUGUGUACUAAAGACGUUUUGGAAUGCCAACUCAGAAUUCCUCUGGUUCCUCGAAUAUCCAUUUCUCUGGAUUUGGCUAUGUCCAAAUCAAAAUCCAGAGCUCUACUGAAGGACAAGAUUGAUUACACGCUAGAAAAUGUGGAGUUAAACUUUGAGGCGGAUGAGAAGUUGGUAAUAGACACCUGGCAGCAGGCUUCUUCAGCGAUAUCUCACAUGGUCACUGCUGAAAUUCAUCAGAGGCUCAUGGAAGAAGAAAAAGAAAACCAGUCAGCAGAUGCAAAAGACAAAUCUCCUCAGAUGAGUGCAAAUAAAAAAGUGAAAAAUGAGCCCCCCAAGAAAAAAAAGGAAGACAAAAAAGCAAAAGGAAAAUCACCACCUACAGCAGAAGCCUCUCCUGUAAUACUAACAGUAGAGGAGAUGGCUGAAAUGGAAAAGAGAAACAAACUGAGGCUCAAAAUAAAAGAAGAACAUCUUGCUGCUCUUCAAUUUGAAGAGAUAGCCACACAGUUCCGACUUGAACUGAUAAAGACAAAAGCAUUGGCUUUCCUUGAGGAGUUAGUAUUGAAGGCGGUUGACGUGUACAAACUCAUGGAAAAGUGGCUUGGCGAGAGGUACUUGAAGGAAAUGGCCAGUGUGGAAAAAUUAACUGAGGUAGCUCGCUAUCACAUUGAAACAUCUACAAAAAUUCAGAAUGAACUGUAUUUAAACCAAGAAGACUUCUUCAUUAAUGGCGACGUAAAAGUCUUUCCAGAUCCCCCUCCUCCAAUACGUCCUCCGCCUGUAGAAAAGGAAGAAAACGGCACCCUGACCAUCGAACAGCUUGACAAUCUUCGAGAGCAGUUCUUAGAAAUAGCACCUAAAGGCAGAGAUCCUUCAGAUGAUGUGAAUCGAGUCACCGAAAAGCAGAAAAGGCCACAGAAGCUUGACCAUUACCUUCCAGAGAGGAACAAUCAAUUUUUGAAAAUUUGGCUAAAAAAAUACCCUUGGCUUGUAUAUGAUGAGAUACUAAAUCUUAUGUUCUGUGACCUGUGUCGUAAGCAUGGAGUGAAGUCGAGGGGAAAUCAAGUGAGUUUUUUUUAUGGCACUGACAACUUUAGGACUGAAUUUCUCCAUGCACAUCAUCUCAGCGAGGCUCAUGCCAGGGCUUCAUUAAUGGAAGCAACAAGUGGUUCUCCAGUGAACAGAGCCACCACGGAGCUGAUGGUGAGAACUGUGAGCAAAGUAACCCUCGGGAGAGUAGAGAACUUAUUCAGAUCGUGUCACGCUAUCGCCAAGACUGGACGUCCCCUCAAAGAUUUUAUUUGGAUGUGCAAGUUGGAUGACAUGAAGGGUGUUGAUAUUGGCCCAGUAUUCAGAACUAACAAAUCAGCAAGAACAUUUACAUAUUUUAUUGCUGAAGUGGAACGGAAAAAUCUAAGAGAUAAACUAGUAAAAAGUAAGUUUUUCUCCAUCAUCAGUGAUGGAAUCACAAACAAUUCAGCCAAGGAAGCUGAACUUGUCUAUGUGCAGUUUGCACAUGCAGGAAGAGUGCAUUGCCAAGUUGUCGGGGUACAAACAGUGGAAAAGAGGGAUCCUCUGGCAAUAAAAAAUGCCAUUGAGAAAACUCUGGAGAGGAAUCUUCAACUUAGGCUGUCGAACCAAAACUGGACAAAGAAACUGGUUGGUUUUGGAAGUGGCGGUGCGCCUGGCUCAGAGAGAGAAAGCAAUGGGGUGGCCCUGAUUUUAAGAGAAAUCCAGCCAUGUGUGCUGACUGUGUAUUGCUUUGCACAUCAUCUUGAACUAUCUUACAAGGCAGUGUUCCAGAGCAUUCCCCUGUACAACAAUGUGAGAGACCUUCUUCACAGCCUUUAUCACUUCUAUCAUAAUUCUCCUCCUCAUAAAAUUUCUCUGAUAACUGCCUUCAAAGACCUUCGCCUCCGACCUGUGAUGCCUUCUCAGGUAGGAGGCAGGAGGUGGCUUCAGGGAUUACAGGCAGCCCUCCAGAACUUUCUCAAGGGAUAUCCUGCAAUUGUCCAGCAACUGAAUUCACCUAUGUUACAGGCAAAUGAACGCGGAAGUGACACCAGUCAUCAGAAAGCCAAAGAACUUCUAGAGUUACUUCUGCAAGCAGACAUCGUUAAAUUCAUUCAUUUCUUGGUGGAUGUCAUCAGUGUCCUUAGUAUUCUGUCCCGAGUCAAUCAGAACAGAAAUUCUUCAAUUGCUGAUAUAUUUGCCACCUUACAGUCCACACUAGAAAUACUCGGAAUGUAUCAAACAAGACCAGGGCCAAAAGAACGUAGGGUGGAUUCAGUCACACACUUUCAUGGUAAGUGCCUCAGAGGAAAGGGAAACAUUUCUGACGUGAGAAACACUGUUUUAACACAUCUUAUCAAGAGGCUGCAAGGCUGUUUCAGAGAUGCCAGCCAAGAUGUGGUGAAGGCAACCAUGAUUGGAAGCUUUAAGCUGUGGCCCACAAAGAUAAAUCAAGAAUUUGGAGAAAAAGAAGUAUCCAUCCUGAUUGCACAUUAUGAACCAGUAUUGGAAGCUGCCAAUGUGAAAAUUGAUGAAGUGGACACUGAAUGGAGCAUGUUGAAAUUAGAGAUUUAUGCUAGAUUUCAGAACAUCCGCGAAUUGACCUGGGAUGUUGUGAAUUCUGUUUACUUACCCAAGUAUCCAAAUAUCUUGACACUAGUGGACCUCGUGCUGACCCUCCCUGCAAGUUCAGCUGAGGCGGAACGCGGCUUUAGUCAGAUGAAACGCACCAAGUCACAGAUGCAUGCUAAGAUCAAGGCUGAUAGCAUAAUAGGAAAUAAAGCAUUUGCUGACAUUCUGCUUGAUUUGGUAACCCUGAACCUAGGAACAAACAACAUCCCUAGUAGCUGGAUGCACCUCACUCAAGCUGAGUUGCAGGAGUUAACGUCUUUAUUAGUCGUAAACUCAGAGUUUGUGGACUGGAGGAAAUUCUUGUUAGUAACCUCGCUGCCUUGGCCCAUCCCCCUGGAAGAGGAGCUCCUCAAGACCCUGCAAAGGUUCAAGGCUGUGGAUGAUGAGCAGUUGGGCACCGUCACUUUCAAGCAAUAUAUGCAGAUCUGUCUUCUCAACUGUGCAAGACCACCAGGCUCUAUUUGGAUGCCUCUCCUGGCACUGCAGCCUGGAAAGUCCCUCCAGGCUGGAACAAUGGCUGGUCUGUGGUUUAAGGGAGAUGAAGAUGUAAAAAUUCCAGAAAAUCCGCUUGAACCCCUGCCAUUCAAUAGGCAGGAGCAUCUUAUAGAGUUUUUCUUUAGGUUAUUUGCUGACUAUGAGAAGAAUCCGCCCCAGCUUGACUACACACAGAUGCUGCUUUAUUUUGCUUGCCAUCCGGACGCUGUGGAAGGGGUCUACAGGGCCCUCAGUGUGGCCAUUGGGACUCAUGUCUUCCAACCAAUUGAAACUCCUAAUCUUAUUACAGAAAAGACCUCCUUCCUUACUGAUAUGAGUCCAAUUGCGGAAUCUCCUGAACCUGAGGAAAAUGUUAUAAGUGAGGAAAGAGAAGUAAGAGAGGAAAAGGGAGAAGAGAUCCCUGAAAAUGCAAACACUGAAAAGAUUUCCAUGGAAACACUACUCAGAGUGUUCCGAGGAGGAAAUGAAGCACAGGACCCUAACAGAUUUUCCAGCCAGCUAAAGAUGGAGAACAUUUAUGCAGAGAACUUCAUAAAAGUAUUUCAGGACCUAGAUGCCAAGAAUCUGGAGGCAAUUGAAGUUGCUGUUCUUUUGAAACAUCCUUUUAUUCAAGACCUGAUUUCAAGUUAUUCAGACUAUAGAAUUCCUGAUAUUAAAAUGAUUCUCCAAAGGAGUGAGCACGUACAAGGAAGUGAUGGAGAGCGAUCUCCUUCAAGACUUACAGAGGAAAAGAAAUGAAGACAAAAGAGUGUGAUUUUUAUAACUUGGCAAUGAGUCUUCCCAACAUCAUAUGUAAACAUAGUCUCUGUCAUAUAUGUUAUCAUUGUAAUUGUAGAAAUGACCCCUACCAGGUUAUGAGGGGGCACUGAAAAGGGAGCUGCCCUUACCUCAGAGAAUAGUCUAUAAUAAACCUUAAAUUACAAAGCAAAAAUCCAAAGUGAGAAUGAAUGCAUUUUGAAGUGAUUCUGAAAAUAGAAGGCACCAGAACAAUAUGUUCAAAAAUAAACAGACACAUAAGUCUUGAACAGUCCCUACGGGAAGUACCUACAUUAGGCAGACAGAGUGAAAAUUCCCCCAGAGCUCCACGUCAGGGCAGUACUGCAGUGGACAUUUUCUAAUUCUUGCUCUGUGUGCAGGAAAAUCCCAAGUUUCAUCCCGCUAGCCAAGGAGAAGGCUGCAUUAUCAAUUGCCAGUAUGUCAUGCUCCUAGCGUCUAUUCAUGAUUCUUGCUUAAUAGAAUAGAAUGUUUCCUGUAUAAAUAGAUGCACUUGCACAAUUGUACCUUUUUACUUGUAUAAAUUAGCGACUCAAAUUCAAUGAUGCUUAUCUCAAGGUGUUGUGUGUGUGUGUGUCUUCUGAGUGACAAUGUAUUCUUGCUGGGCUCCUAUGAAACGCCCUCUAAGUCACUUCACUGGCUGCUCCUUCUGAGAAUCUCUUGCUGAUCGUCCUCUUCUACUCAAACUCUAAAUGUUGGAGAGUUUCAACACUCAGCCUUCUCUGUCCACAGUCAAUCCCUGGAUGAGUCAUCUAUUUCCAUGACUUUGUGGGUAUUAAAAAGGCUAAUGCUGAAAUUUCUAUUCCCAUCUUCCCUUGAAAUCCAAAUGUCUAUCUUACUGUCCACUAGAUUGCCACAUGGAUGGCUAAAGUCAUUGCAAACUCAACAUGUCCACAGCCAACAGAGGGAGCCUUCUAUAAUGCAAGUCAGGUCAUGUCACCUCUCUGCUCCCUUUAUUGGCAUCCUGUCUCACACAGAGUCUAGUCCAAGUCCUCACCUUGACCUUACCCAUUGCUACCUCUCUGAUCUCAUCUCCUGCUAUUCUCCUCUGCCCACUCUGUUUAAGUGACAAAUUCCCCUUGUUGAUCCUCGAACAUACUAGGCACCCUCCUGCCUGGGAGCCUUUGCACUUGUUUUCCUCUCUGCCUGGAAUGAUUUUCCCCAAAUAUCUGCAUGGCUUGACUUCCUUCAGGUCUGUGUUCAAAUGACACUUGGUCAGUAAGACCUUCCCUCAACACAUAAUACAAAAUAGAAAUAACCCACCACCUCCACACACCUCAUCCCCACUUUAAUUUUUUUUCCAUUGCACUUAACAUCUGACAAAGUACAUCUUUACUCUUUUGUUUCUUGGACACUCCACUAGGUUGUAAGUUCCAUGAAGUCAGAGAUUAUGUGUGUUUUCUUUUUUUUAAUUUUUUUUUUUUUUGAGGAAGAUUAGCCCUGAGCUAACAUCU
Equus quagga is the source of this 7990-nucleotide messenger RNA. It is a transcript of the gene SPEF2, whose product is annotated as sperm flagellar 2. Gene Ontology annotation, cellular component: manchette; sperm midpiece. The transcript is spliced from 37 exons. Lineage: Eukaryota; Metazoa; Chordata; Mammalia; Perissodactyla; Equidae. The coding region runs from base 63 to 6500 and encodes 2145 amino acids. Gene Ontology annotation, molecular function: protein dimerization activity. Gene Ontology annotation, biological process: sperm axoneme assembly. The record is from RefSeq and is a predicted model, not a curated record.